GAUUUCUUGGGUCUUUGUCUAUAAAGAGGUACAGUAAAUCGUAGAAAUCUUUCUAUGCAUUGCUCUAGAAGUGAAAGGGAAUUAUUAAUAAAACGAAACCCUUAAAAGCACUUUAAAUCGCUUUGGAUAAAAGCAUCAGCCUAAUGCAUAAUUGACAAACAUCUAAAAUAAUAAUGCCAAAUGUGAUGGUCUCUUCAAUAGGCAGGAGGAAGAACAUUUGUCAAACUCAAACACACACAGAGAUUCAUUUACCUAUCUCUCAUUUAAACAGGAAGAAAGGAAGGGUGUGGCCCUUCCUGUAACCCUGGUAGCCCAGUUUCAGAGCCUUUAACAUUUCAUUCACCUUGCUACACGAGAAAAGCACAAAAUGGAGGGGCAACUGAAUACACAAGAGUUUUGUUGUCCAAUCUGUCUGGAUUUGCUGGAAGAUCCUGUGGCAAUUCCAUGUGGGCACAGCUACUGCAUGGACUGUAUAAACAACUACUGGCCCAAAGACGAUCAGCUAAACAUCUAUGACUGUCCCCAGUGCAGACAGACGUUUAGUCCCAGACCUGUUUUGAACAGAAAUGGCAUACUGGCAGAGAUGGUGGAGAAGCUGAAGAAACCGGAGCUUCCAGAGGAUUCUCACAUUUACAGCAACUGGAUUCCAGGGGAAGUAACAUGUGAUUUCUGCAUAAGAAGAAAGCUAAAAGCUGUGAAGACUUGUUUGGUAUGUUUGGCGUCUUACUGCCAAAAUCACAUUCAGUCGCACUACAGCUCUCCUGUCCUAAAGAAACACAAACUGAUCGAAGCCUCCGUGAACUUAAAGGAGAAGAUUUGUCCUCACCAUGACAAAUAUUUGGAAAUUUAUUGUAGGACCGAUCAACAAUGCAUUUGUCUUUUGUGUGUGAUGGAUGAGCACAAAGGUCACGAUACAGUUUCAGCAGAUGCCGAGAGCGCCAGGAAACAGAAGGACCUAGGGAUGACGCGACAAAAAUACAAGCUCAAAAUCCACAGUAAAGAGAAAGAACUGCUGGAGCUUCAACAGGCUGUGGACUCCCUCAAAAGCUCGGCGCAGUCUGCAAUGCAGAACGGUGAGCAGAUCUUCAGUGAGUUGAUGCAGUCGAUUGAGAGGAGGUGGAGUAAAUUCAGAGAUCUGAUCAGAGAUCAGGAGAGAGCGGCAGAGAGCAUGCUGCAGACUCUUGAGCAGGAAAUCACUGAACUCAAGCAGAAAGAACAUGAGCUGGAGCUGCUACUCCAGUCUAAAGAUCAGAUCCAUGUUCUUCAGAACUGUUAUUCCUUUUCUUCUUUUCUACUUCCUGAUCCACCCUUCACAAUAGCCAAACUCUCUGACUUUGGGAAGACAAACGAUGCGAUAUCUGCUCUCAGGAUAAAGCUUGAAGAUCUCUUUAAAGGAGAAUGGCUCAGGAUCUAUCAAGCUGCCCGAUCAAUGAAGAUCCUCCACUGCACAGUGCCCAAAAUUAGAUCAGAGUUCCUCUACCAUUCCUGUCUACUGCAACUAAAUCCAUUAACAUCCCACAAGGACCUGAGUUUGUCUAAGGAGAACAGAGAAGUGACGGUGCAGAGCAGGGUGCAGUCCUGCCCAGACCACCCUGAGCGCUUCGAUUACUGGUGCCAGGUGCUAUGCACAGAAGGCCUGACGGGCUGCAGCUAUUGGGAGCUGGAGUGGAGAGGGAUGGGUGUAAACAUUGCCGUCGCAUACAAAAACAUUGCCAGGAAAGGGGAUAGCAGUAAAGCUCACUUCGGCUACAACGAUAAAUCCUGGAGUUUGUUUUGCUAUAGGAAGGGCUACGCUUUCUGGCACAAUGGGAUCGUCAGUAAGAUCUCUCAGCCCGGUUCGUCGAAGAUAGGCGUGUAUCUAGAUCACAGAGCGGGGAUGCUGGCCUUUUACAGCGUGGGUGAGACCAUGAGCCUACUACAUAGAGUUCAGACCACCUUUACACAGCCUCUCUAUCCUGGUUUUGAGUUUUCAUGUUAUGGAGCUUCAAUCAAGUUUUGUCAAUUGGAGUGAAGAUGAAGGACUAUUUGCUUUGAUUUUGUAAAUUAAAAGUUAAAUAAGUAAGUUUUUUUCAUAUAGACGGUUUAAUUCUGAUAACAAGCUAAAUGAAUAAGUAGAUUACUUUCGUUCAAAUCACAACUAAAGCGUAUUAAAAACUACACUGAGCUAUGUGCAAAAUUAAUGUAUACAAUAUUAACUACAGAUUGGCUGACGAAUCUCCCUUCACAUCGCGGUGAUCCAUGAUCGGUGUGUCCCCUCUUCUUUAGGAAACCAAAACAUUUGUUAUUUUCGAUGAGGUAUUUGUUCCAAAGUUCAGUUUAGCCACAAGCCAGAACAUUAAACAAACAGAGACCGGAAGUUAAGUUUCGUCCAGACGUGUAACCGCGACAACGCGCGUGCUUCCGAUAAAACCGUCUAUAUAAAUAUUCUCUCAUAAUUUGCUCACUCCCAAGCCAAAUCCCAAAUGUAUAUUACUUCUUUUCGUCAGUUAAAAACAAAUAUUAAAAUGACUUCAUGGUAUCUUCUUUUAUGGUGUUUGACAUGGUAAAGCUCCAAAAAGCACAAACAUCCAUCAUAAAAGUAAUCCAAAUGACUCUUUUGGGAAAUAUAUGUCUUCUGAAGUGAAACAAUCCAUUCCUAAGAACAAAUGAGCUGUUUUGUGCUUAUUUAGUGAUCAAUAGAGGGUAUGCAUUGACGUCACUUUUCCACGUGACCACGCCGGAACUUGCCCUGUUGAGUGGCAAACGUUCAACAAAAUGGCUGGUUUUCAUAGCAGGUGCAGCAAAAAUGCCAUUAAAACUAACUAUUAUCAGCUUAAAUUGAAUUUAGUUGGACUUGAUGGUAGAGGUGGACAAUACUUAGUUAAAUUUUCCAAGCAUUUAUGCUUUAUUAGGGUGUUUGUAUUGGGAAAAACAUUACUUCACCACAGUCUAAAGCCCAUAAUCAUACUGUGUAUUCUUUAAUAUUGCAUGUAUUUAAUACCUAAUUACAUUUAAAUUGUGUACUUUUACCUAAGUAAAAGUACGUUAAUGUACUUAAAUAUUAAAUGUAAAACAAAAACAUAUUAUUUUUGAAAUGUAAUAGAGUAGAAAUUAUGAUAAUAUCCUUUAUAAUGUAUGUUAUGUUAUCACAUGUUAUAAAAAAAACACGGAUAAAAUACAAAUACUUGAAAAAAUACUUUUAAGUAGAAAGUAAAACCUCUACUUGAUAGUGACCCUAGCAACUUGUCAGCCCACCUGUGAUCUGUGGACGUUGGAAUGAACAAUCUAUUUACUUCUCCUUUCUUCUCCGAAUUCUUGUUAAUCUGUUAAUACGGUCUAUCGCACAACAGCUUUUUUCCCAUUUCGAUGCGUUUUGCCACUCACUGGGCGUAACUGCAGUCCCUCUCGCCGACAGUGACGUCAUGUGCAACCCUCUAUACGUCAACCCGGAAGUUAUUGGGACACUGAUUCCCUCGCUAAAAAGCCCAAUAAUUUUUUUCCAUAGACUUUUAGAUUAUCACAAAAAAAUUAGUUCUGUGUUUAACAAAAGUUUAUUACACUUGAAGUGUAAAUGCAUUUAUUAGAAAUAUAAAAAGCCAAAUUUUCACUCCAGAAUAAACAUAAAUUCAUAAACGUAACGGACAAAACAUAUAAGUGUCAUAAACUUGUUAAGCUUAUUUUUGCGGUAUUCUUAAAGUCUAUGGGAAAAAAGAAUGGGCUUUUUUAGUAAGGGAACCAUAAACUUUAAAAAAAUAUGGACGUAGUGUCCUUGAUAUAACUUAUAGGUUUGUGAAGAGCUUUUUUAAAGGGGUCAUAUCGUGAAAAUGUUAGCAUUGCCACUUUGUAGGUGUGAGCAAAAACAGGUCAUUGAAAUUUGGCUUUCCUUAUGAUGUCAUAAGGAUAUCUUAUUAGAAUAAUACCGCCCCCUUAAUGUGCACUAUCCAACCACAGCACUGCCAUUUGUGCAGAGAGAAAGAAAGAGAGAAAAAAUAAUUGACAGCAAAAUUGAAUUUGAAUUGCAUCAAACCACCAUCAUUGUGAUCAGUGUUUGCACUUCAUCAGCUCAUUUGCAUUCUAAAAGACACACCCAAAACGACACAUUUUUGCUCAAACCUACAAAGUGGCAAUGCUAACAUUUUCACGAUAUGACCCCUUUAAAGCUAAUAGUAGGCGGUGCCUGCCGUCGCCGUCUUGGCAGCACGUCACUCGUGAAUAACUGAAAAUAGGUAAAGAGGCGGGACGUGGGUGAAGCUGAGGUGGCUGGUUGCUGAAACCACGCCCACCUAGCUCGACUCUAGUGACAGCAGUGUCAACCCGUCACUCAAGUGGCCACGCCCUUAAUUAUGCAGAACUUUAAGGCUUAAUAUAAUUAUUGCGGAUGAGUUACAAACAAAUUCACCCCCUCACAGUUGUCAUGAAGGGCAAAAUUAGCUAGACAGACCAAAAACACUUUUUGUACCAGGCUGUAAAUAUAAUAAUUCCUGCUGUAAAGUUGGGCAUUUUAACAUGGAGGUCUAUGGGAAUUGACUACCUUUUGGAGCCUCUAGCGGACAGUCGAUGAAUUGCAGUUUAAGUCACUUCAGUGUUGGCUUCAUCAGAGGCUCUGUCCCAAAUGGCACACUCCAGACUUAUGGACUUCCUCAGAGUCCACACUUUGAUGACAUCAUGUAGUGCAGACCUUAGGGACCCUCAACACGAGUUCACAAGGGUGCACUGGGGUCGUAUUUUGG
Molecule: messenger RNA, 4709 nt
Organism: Misgurnus anguillicaudatus (oriental weatherfish)
Lineage: Eukaryota; Metazoa; Chordata; Actinopteri; Cypriniformes; Cobitidae
Gene: ftr66
Product: finTRIM family, member 66
Molecular function (GO): zinc ion binding; protein binding
Source: RefSeq, a predicted model, not a curated record